AUGACUUUCCUCGUGGGCAGGGCGUUGAGUUAUGCCAUCACGGCCACCGCUGGCAGUGGCUUCUUGCUGUUUGGUUACGAUCAGGGUGUGAUGUCUAGUCUGUUGACUGGAGACGCCUUUGUUGCCACGUUCCCAGAGAUCGAUACCACCAAGGGGGGACACGGUAGUUCUUCCCUGCAGGGUACAGUUGUUGCCAUUUACGAAAUUGGAUGCUUUUUGGGCGCCAUUGUUUCCCUGUUAAUUGGUGAGAGGCUUGGCCGACGCAAGUGUAUCAUGGCAGGAUGCAUCGUUCUCAGCAUCGGUGCCGCACUUCAAUGCAGCGCUUACAGUAUCCCUCAUCUCAUCGUCGGCCGAAUCAUUGCAGGCAUCGGAAAUGGCCUCAAUACCAGUACCAUUCCGGUCUGGCACUCCGAGCUCAGCAAGGCAGCAAGUCGAGGCAAAGGGUUGGCUAUUGAGCUCGCCAUCAACAUCUUUGGUGUCAUGUUGUCAUACUGGGUUGAUUACGGGAUGAGUUAUGUCAAGAACGAGGCUCAGUUCCGAUUCCCCAUUGCGUUACAAAUUUUAUUCGCUGUUCUCACGUUUAUUGGAGUGCUUUGUCUUCCGGAAUCCCCUCGAUGGCUUAUCCAACACGGAGACGAAAGCAAAGCCCGUCAUAUCAUCUGGUCGCUCCAGCACAAUGCUCAUGAGAUCGACGAAGACGAUCCUGUUGUUGGCGUGGAUGUCAAUGAGAUCACACGUGCAGUCAAUGAAGAACAAGAAGCUUCGUCAGGAGGAUCUUUCAAAAUGCUCUUCCAAAACAACAAGCAGCGAUUCAUGUACCGGACCCUUCUUGGAAUGGGUGGUCAAGCUAUGCAACAGCUGUCUGGAAUUAAUCUGAUUACUUACUAUGCCACCGUCAUUUUUGAACAGUCUGUUGGAAUGUCCCAUCACACAGCCUUACUAUUGGCAGGUUUCAACGGAAUUGCGUACUUCUUCUCUUCUUUGGUCCCUAUCUGGACAAUCGAGCGUCUCGGACGCCGUAAGCUUAUGAUGUUCGCGGUUAUCGGACAAGGCUGCUGCAUGGCUAUAUUAGCUGGUACAAUUUGGGAUGGUGGAAAAUCAGCUGGUCUGGUUGCCACAGUCAUGCUAUUCGUAUUCAACUUCUUCUUUGCAGUCGGUCUUCUUGCCAUCCCUUGGCUGCUCCCCGCGGAGUACUCACCACUUGCAAUUCGAACCCGAUCAGCCGCCAUGGCAACUGCAACAAACUGGAUCUGCACAUUCCUUGUUGUGGAAAUUACCCCCGUCAGCAUCGCAAAUAUCGGAUACAAGACCUACAUCUAUUUUGCCAUCUUCAACUUUUGCUUCUUCCCACUCAUCUACUUGUUCUACCCGGAAACGCAAAAUCUCACCCUCGAGCAAAUCGACCUGUUGUUUACCAACGAGAAGGUCCUUCUCCACUGGGAUUCCUCAAUGGGAAUUGCGGGUGAUGUAGAUACACGUGUUGGAAACGCCAAAGACCUCGAGAGCUCAAAUGUUCAACAUGUUGAGUAA
Molecule: messenger RNA, 1530 nt
Organism: Penicillium salamii
Lineage: Eukaryota; Fungi; Ascomycota; Eurotiomycetes; Eurotiales; Aspergillaceae
Source: the annotation of a GenBank genome assembly